CCCAUCAGUUCUAAUGAGAGAUAAGCUAUUCAACAUAAGAAACCAAGGGGGCAAUUUUAAAAUAACACCAUUUUAGAUGUUAUUUUAGUUUUGCAACUGCAAUAGGUAGGGUACAUGUGAACAUAACAAACACAUUCAUAAGUGUAUAUCAUAUUUAAGCUUCUGCUAUGAUUUCUAUUUAGAUGUUACAUUUGACCCUACAGAAAAGAAAGGCAAGGACCUUAAAACCAUAUAAUUCUUGCUUUAUUUCGCCUAGGAUGAUGAAUGUGAAUGGAAAUGGGAAUUUAAUGUAAUUCCUUCCUAUUCCCCAGAUGGAGAUUCAUUCAUAGAAAUGAUGGAUAAUGCAAAAGUCCGUUAUAGAAUAUCUGAUUUUAUCAAACAGAUUGAUAUUUUAAACACUGAAGGAAGCUGGGAAAGUGCUUGGAAUGAAACCAGAAAGAAUCAGUUCAGAAUGAAUGUGUUCCCAUAUGUGGAUGAUUACAUUCUUCUUUGCAACACAUGGAAUAGAAGUAUCUCAUCAAUUACUAAGUUUAGACUCUUCCCAGAAGGUUCCCUUGUAGAUGUGAAAGGCUUGUAUGUUUUUAUCCACAAUGAGGGAGAGCUUCUUCAGAGAUUUCUCAGAAAUGACAUAGUAGAUAUAAAUCGGCUAAAGCAUUAUAACUUACAAGUUCAGAUAUCCGUAACCAAAAUGGCUUCAUCAACAUCCUUCACAUGCAGUACAAAGAGCUCUAACUAUGAUACCUGCGUGCUGAAAACUAAAUUAAAGCAACUUGAAAACAUGUGUUUGCCAGUCUUCAUGGAAGUAAAUGAAAUCAUGAGCACUGAAAAUGUUGAACUUUUGAGAUGCAAAACCUUUCAAGAAAGUAAAGAAGCAUUUUUGGUUUUCCAAUCAAUGUCUCAUUCAUGUAUGGAGUCUUGUACUCAGGUUGAAGUAGGAAUUAUAACCACUCCAGUUAGCAUGGUUUAUACUUAUCUGAAAGGAAAGCGUUUCAAUGUUGAAAAUACUGCUUACUAUUUCACAAUCCCUCAAGAAAUACGCUUGUCUGAAUUUCAGGAAAGUUAUUCCUUUAUUUCUUUAAUAGGAAAUGUUGGUGGUUGGAUGGGACUGUUCAUAGGGUUUUCAAUUCUGGGCUUCUCAGAGUUGAUAUUGGAGACUUUCAACACCCAGAAAAAAGCUAAAGCAAUUGUAUUAAGAGGAUUAUUAAUGUUAGGAAGUGCUAUAACAGUAGUAAUUUCAGUUUCUUCAUGUCUAAAACUGGCUGAAAGGAGAACUGGUUCAGAUAUCAAUAUUGAUACAGACUUAAAUAAUAUGAGUGUAUCAAUGUGUUCUCUGGAGAGCAUUUAUUCCUUCACAUAUAUAGAUGGAAAUGCACAAUAUGCAUAUGAAUAUAUUGGAGAAGAUAAGAAUUUCUGGAACAACAACACAAAACUUAAUCAAAAGAUCAGAAAAUUGGAGGUUUGGUUUAAAAAUGGAGAAAAACAGGUUCUCUUCGAUGCUAGUAAUAAUUUGACAACAGAUAUUAUUGAUAAAUCCAUAACUAUUCCAACAGGAGGGAGUUACCUUGAAACCUGUCAUACAUUUAAAUUGAAUUUCAGGAAUGCGGUUGACAAAGUAAAAAUUACUGCUAGAAAAGAAUUGACCUGCUAUGUGCAUUUGUCUGGACAGAUUUUGCAUCAAGAUUCUCGACAAGGAUUCAGUAUUACAGAUUCGUUAAUCACUUAUCUGGAUAAAUAUGUUGUUGAUUUUUAUUCUUCAUCCACUUCAUUUAAGAUGAAUAUAUUAAACUUGACUGGAGUUAUUGAUAAUCCAUACAAUGAACAAUUUUCUUAUGAUGAUUGUAUUUUGGCAUGGAUAAGCCAACAAGCAAAUGUAAGCAAAAGUUUCCUGAAUCCAAAAGAAGAAACAAACUUCACCAGUGGACUGGAUAAGGAUGCUUUUGAAAGGAUAAAACAUGUUUUAGGUUCAGAUGAAGUUUCUAAUGCAUGUAAAUGUCCAAUAAACCAGAUACAUGUUAAAUAUGGCAUAGAGAAACUAGAAGAUAAAUGGACAUAUCUAUGGAGAACUAUAAAUUAUAAGGAUAUAACACUUGAUUUUUUUCUUGAGCUCCCAGACUUUGUAGUCCUGAAUAAGCUUACUGAACUUUGGAAACUAUGUUGA
Molecule: messenger RNA, 2158 nt
Organism: Eurytemora carolleeae
Lineage: Eukaryota; Metazoa; Arthropoda; Copepoda; Calanoida; Temoridae
Exons: 4
Coding region: 332-2158 (608 amino acids)
Biological process (GO): sodium ion transport
Cellular component (GO): membrane
Molecular function (GO): sodium channel activity
Source: RefSeq, a predicted model, not a curated record